GCACGCAUAACAGCCGUGGUGAUUAUGGCGGUCCUGAGCGGCGCGCAGAUCCCCGACGGGGAGUUCACCGCGGUCGUGUACCGGCUCAUCCGCGAUGCCCGCUACGCUGAGGCGGUGCAGCUGCUGGGCCGAGAGCCGCAGCGGAGCCCUAGGACUCGCGCAGGCCUGUCGCUGCUAGGCUACUGCUACUACCGCCUGCAGGAGUUCGCGCUGGCGGCCGAGUGCUAUGAGCAGCUGGGCCAGCUGCACCCGGAACUGGAGCAGUACCGCCUGUACCAGGCCCAGGCCCUGUACAAGGCCUGCCUUUAUCCGGAGGCCACCCGGGUCGCCUGCCUUCUCCUGGAUAACCCCGCGUACCACAGCCGGGUCCUCCGCCUGCAGGCUGCCAUCAAGUACAGUGAGGGUGAUCUGCCGGGGUCCAGGAGCCUGGUAGAGCAGCUGCUGAGUGGGGAAGAGGGAGAAGAAAGUGGGGGCGAGAAUGAGACCGAUGGCCAGGUCAGCCUGGGUUGUUUGCUGUACAGGGAGGGGCAGUAUGAAGCUGCAUGCUCCAAGUUUUUUGCCGCCCUGCAGGCUUCGGGCUACCAGCCUGACCUUUCCUACAACCUGGCUUUGGCCUAUUACAGCAGCCGACAAUAUGCCUCAGCGCUGAAGCAUAUCGCUGAGAUUAUUGAGCGGGGUAUCCGACAGCACCCUGAGCUAGGUGUGGGCAUGACCACUGAGGGCAUUGAUGUUCGCAGUGUUGGCAACACCUUAGUCCUCCACCAGACUGCUCUGGUGGAAGCCUUCAACCUUAAGGCAGCUAUAGAAUACCAACUGAGAAACUAUGAGGCAGCUCAAGAAGCCCUCACUGACAUGCCACCCAGGGCAGAGGAAGAGUUGGACCCUGUGACCCUACACAACCAGGCACUAAUGAACAUGGAUGCCAGGCCUACAGAAGGGUUUGAAAAGCUACAGUUUUUGCUCCAACAGAAUCCCUUUCCUCCAGAGACUUUUGGCAACCUGUUGCUGCUCUACUGUAAAUAUGAGUAUUUUGACCUAGCAGCAGAUGUCCUGGCAGAAAAUGCCCAUUUGAUUUAUAAGUUUCUCACACCCUAUCUCUAUGACUUCUUGGAUGCCAUGAUCACUUGCCAGACAGCUCCUGAAGAGGCUUUCAUUAAGCUUGAUGGGCUAGCAGGGAUGCUGACUGAGGUCCUCCGGAAACUCACCAUACAAGUACAGGAAGCAAGACACAAUAGAGAUGAUGAAGCUAUCAAAAAGGCAGUGAAUGAAUAUGAUGAAACCAUGGAGAAGUAUAUUCCCGUGUUGAUGGCUCAGGCAAAAAUCUACUGGAACCUUGAAAAUUAUCCAGUGGUGGAAAAGAUCUUCCGCAAAUCUGUGGAAUUCUGUAACGACCAUGAUGUGUGGAAGUUGAAUGUGGCUCAUGUUCUGUUCAUGCAGGAAAACAAAUACAAAGAAGCCAUUGGUUUCUAUGAACCCAUAGUCAAGAAGCAUUAUGAUAACAUCCUGAAUGUCAGUGCUAUUGUGCUGGCUAAUCUCUGUGUUUCCUACAUUAUGACAAGUCAAAAUGAAGAAGCAGAGGAAUUGAUGAGGAAGAUUGAAAAGGAGGAAGAUCAGCUGUCUUAUGAUGACCCAAAUAGGAAAAUGUACCAUCUCUGCAUUGUGAAUUUGGUGAUAGGAACUCUUUAUUGUGCCAAAGGAAACUAUGAGUUUGGUAUUUCUCGAGUUAUCAAAAGCUUGGAGCCUUAUAAUAAAAAGCUGGGAACAGAUACCUGGUAUUAUGCCAAAAGAUGCUUCCUGUCCUUGUUAGAAAACAUGUCAAAACACGCAAUCAUGCUUCGUGAUAGUGUUAUUCAAGAAUGUGUCCAGUUUCUAGAACACUGUGAACUUCAUGGCAGAAACAUACCUGCUGUUAUUGAACAACCCCUGGAAGAAGAGAGAAUGCAUGUUGGAAAGAAUACAGUCACAGAUGAGUCUAGGCAGUUAAAAGCUUUGAUUUAUGAGAUUAUAGGAUGGAAUAUAUAGUAAUAGCUGAUAAUGGCAUUUAUCAAAUGGCUUUGUUCUAUAAAUUUGCAUUGCUUUAUUUAACCUUUGGCAUCUUUAUAUUUGUUACAUGUUGAACUUUGUACACUAUGCAAUAUAAAAAAAAAAGUAGCCAAAACUUUUGCUGUUACAUUUCCCAGAAAGUGAAACAUUCUAAGAACUUUUACCCCAGGGGUUAUGAAAAAUUCCAAACUUAUGAAGAAUGUUUCUAUCAGAAGUUGUAAUACCUUUGUUUCCUUUCCUCUGUAACCUUGUGCUCUGAUCUCUCUUCAGGGGCCUUUGCACAAGGAUUACAUCAUUCAGGGACCAAGCACUAUCUCAGUAAUAGUUAGGAGUAGUCUUUAAAUAACCAUUUCAGGGAUUGUGUGUUCUAGUCUCACAAUUUACACUCAUUAAUUUGUAAUGCAUACUUUUUAUAUAGACUUUAGGAUACUUUGGCAGUGUUUUUUAAUAUGGAUAUAAUGCUUUAUCUAACCAAAAUGCCUUAGGGUAUAAGUGGGGUUUUUUUUUUUUUUAAACGGGCAAAAGUCAGUAAAAAAUUUUGUAGCUUUAAUAAAAUUAUGAUGCUAUAAUGUAGACACAAUGAACAAUUAUCAAAGAACAAA
Mandrillus leucophaeus (drill) is the source of this 2645-nucleotide messenger RNA. Its product is annotated as tetratricopeptide repeat protein 30B. Gene Ontology annotation, molecular function: protein binding; intraciliary transport particle B binding. The transcript has a single exon. Lineage: Eukaryota; Metazoa; Chordata; Mammalia; Primates; Cercopithecidae. The record is from RefSeq and is a predicted model, not a curated record. Gene Ontology annotation, cellular component: intraciliary transport particle B; axonemal microtubule. Gene Ontology annotation, biological process: intraciliary transport. Bases 25 to 2022 code for a protein of 665 amino acids.